Molecule: messenger RNA, 1398 nt
Organism: Paramecium pentaurelia
Lineage: Eukaryota; Ciliophora; Oligohymenophorea; Peniculida; Parameciidae
Source: the annotation of a GenBank genome assembly
AUGAAAAAUUAAUUUUCAUAUGGAUCAAAGUAUAAUUCUCAAAUACAAUAAACCCCUUUUGGAAACUCUUAGAUAAUUAAAACAAAUAAUUAAUAAUCCAAAUCAAGGUUACCUAUAUUUGAUGAUUAUAAAAUUCAGCAACCAUAAUCCUUCUCAUAAUUUAAUAAUUUUUCUAUAAAAUAAUUGUAAACACAAUAGAAAAUUGAUUAAACAUAAUAGUAACAAUAUAAUGUAGUUUAAUUACCAAAGGGAUUAAAUAACAUAGGAAACAAUUGUUUUAUGUAAAUAUUUUUUAAAUAAAUAUAGGAAUGCCAUAAUAUAAAUGCUAUAUAGUAUUAAAUAAUUUAGAAAAGCCAUCUUAGAUUUGCCUGUAAAAUAAUUAUAAACUGAUUCUAUAAGUUUUCAUUUGUAAUCCUUAUUUUAAGAGUUAAAUUUCUCCAAAAUACAAUAUUCGAUAAAUCCUACUCAAUUUUAUCAUGAGAUUUGUAUAUGAUUUCCAUAUUCAUUGUAGUGAAGAAGCAUAACUAAUUUUAGUUUGGUAGAUAAGAAGAUGCUCAUGAAUUUUUAUUGUGUUUAUUUUAAACUUUAGGAUCAGAAUGUAAGAACUAAUAAAAUGAACAAAGUUUUUUUGAUGAUAUUAAGAAUUUUUUUGAAGAUAUAUUUCUAGUAAAUAAUAGAGAUUUAGAAUAAAAAAUAGAAAAAGAAUGGAAAUAAAAAAGGUAAUUAGAAAAUAAUAUUAUUACAAACUUAUUUGUUGGUUUAUUUAGUAAUAAAAUUAUUUGCAAGAAUUGUUAAUUUGAAUAAAUCCAUUAUGAAGAAUUUAAUGUUUUAGCAUUAAGUUUAGAAUAUUAUUUAGGUAUAUAUACAUUUUAAAAAGAAAGUUGUCUUCUAAAUGAACUAAUCAAAUUUUAAUUUAAGCCAUAAAUCAUUACAAAUUACAAAUGUCAAAAAUGUUAAUAAGAUGAACAUUAAUUAAUGUAAUUAAUAUCAUAUUAUUUAAGUUAAAAAAUUGCUAAACUUCCAAAAAUUUUAAUUAUUCAAUUAAAGAGAUUUAAUUAUCUGAAUUCUGCAUAAAGAAUAAAUACUAACAUUAUAUUCCCUCUCGAUAAUUUAUCUUUGAUUGAAUAAUGUACUCCAAAUAUUAGAUCAUGUUCAUAUGAUUUGUAAACAAUUAUUCAUCAUUCUGGUACUUGCAAUAAUGGCCAUUAUUAUGCGUAUUAAAAUUAUAUUAUAAUAUUAAUUAGUACAUGCAAGUAUAUAGAAAAUAACUCAAUAAAAUGGUUUAGAUUUGAUGAUUCAAUAGUUGAGGAGGCCUAAUUAGAGAAAAGACAAUACGAUACAUAUGGUACUCCAACACCAUAUAUGUUAAUUUUUGAGUAAAAAUAAUAUGCAUAAUGA